Boleophthalmus pectinirostris (great blue-spotted mudskipper) is the source of this 2556-nucleotide messenger RNA. RefSeq names its product F-BAR and double SH3 domains protein 2-like. Gene Ontology annotation, biological process: regulation of actin filament polymerization; neuromuscular synaptic transmission. Gene Ontology annotation, cellular component: recycling endosome; neuromuscular junction. Gene Ontology annotation, molecular function: protein binding. Bases 211 to 2556 code for a protein of 781 amino acids. NCBI's taxonomy places the organism in Eukaryota, Metazoa, Chordata, Actinopteri, Gobiiformes, Gobiidae. The record is from RefSeq and is a predicted model, not a curated record. The transcript is spliced from 21 exons.
GGGCCGUGCGUCGGGACCGCGCUCGCCGCAGACCCCCGGACCCCGGACCCCGGACCCGGACGCGCCAUGGCCCCGGAGCCGAGUUAAAGCUGCUGUCCCCGGGCCCGCACCGCCGCGCGCCGCCCCCGCACGCGCCCCGCACGCGUCCACGCACUUCGGGACACUUCCUUUAAACUCUUUUGUGUUUUGUUUUCAUGUUCUGAACUGAAGAUGCAGCCGCCGCCGAGAAAGGUGCGGGUGACUCAGGAGUUGAAGCACGUUCACGUGGAGCAGAUGAACCGUCUGCAGAUCAAACACCAGAGCGACUGUGACCUCCUGGACGACCUGAGGACGUUCAGUCAGAAGCGAGCGGCGCUCGAGCGCGACUACGCCCAGGCGCUGCACAAACUGGCCAAUCAGUACCUGAAGAGAGACUGGAGCGAGGACGCCACCCCAGAGCCUGCGGAGCGCGGGAGCAUGUUCUGUGUGUGGAGGUUGUACCUGGAGGGCUCCGUGCAGCUCGCUCAGGCCAGACUCAGCUCCUGCGACAAAUACAAACUCCAGGUGUCAGAGCCGGCGAAGAGCACCAGACUCAACAAGGACCAACAACUACGCAAGUGUGUGGAGCAGCUGAGCGUGAUCCAGGCCGAGCUGCAGGAGUCUGUGAAGGAGCUCACCAAAACCCGCAAGAGAUACCAGGAGGCCCAGAGCGUCGCCCAGAGCGUCGCCCAGAGCGCAAAGUCCAAACUCAGCCUGUUCCAGUCCAGGUCCAGUCUUCAGAGGGCGAGCGUCAAGUUGAAAGCCAAACGGAGCGAGUGCACGUCCAAAGCCACUCACGCUCGGAACGACUACCUUCUGACGCUCGCCGCCGCCAACGCGCACCAGCAGAGAUACUUCCACACGGACCUGAUGGACUGCAUCAAGGUGUUGGACGGAAAAGUCCACGAUCAUGUGAAGGAUUACCUGGUGUCUCUGUGUCAGACUGAACUGGAGACGUACGAAGUGGCUCACAGCUCCUUUACUCACCUGCUCAAGAGCUCCAGCGCGAUCGUGCAGUCGUUUCAUCAGGACGAGUUUGUGCAGAAAAAUCCAGUGUUUCAGAAAAGUUCAGAUUUCCUGUUUCAGCCCAACGAGUCUGACACGGUGAGGCAGGUGCAGAGGGACAGUGGAGCAGAGGAACACACUCUGGACAAAGAGGCUCGAAAAUGGUCGAGUCGAGUCGCCCGAGAAUACAAGAGCAUCAUACACACAAAGAAGACGCUGCAGGAGCUGGAGUUGGUCCUGGAGAGCAGCAGCAGCGAGCAGCAGCACCCGGAGCUCGACACCAAGAUGGAGGCGGCUCGACAGAGUCUGAGGAGAGCCGAGACGGUGAAGGUGAAGGCCGAGGCUCGUCUGGACCUGCUGCGGGAGUCGGGCGUCGCCGUGGAGACGUGGCUGAAAAGCGCCAUGAACCAGGUGAUGGAGGAGCUGGAGAACGAGCGCUGGAACAACCUGAGCGCCGCCGACCCCGCCCUGUCUGUCACGGCCGACCUGGAGCGGGAGGACGAGGAGGAGCUGGAGGACAGUGGAGAGGUUCUGGACGACAGCAGCUCCAGCCCGUCCAGCACUUUACGCAACUACCCCCUGACCUGCAAAGUCCUCUACUCCUACAAGGCUUGUCAGCCAGAUGAAUUGACCAUCGAGGAGCAGGAGGUCCUGGAGGUGAUCGAUGACGGGGACAUGGAGGACUGGGUCAAGGCCCGUAAGCGCGGUGGGCAGGUGGGCUACGUCCCGGAGAAAUACCUGCAGCUGCCGUCGUCCAACAGCCUCCUGACGAUGCUGCAGACGCUCGCCGCCCUGGACGCCCGAUCACACUCGUCCAACAACUCCAACGAACCCGAGACCGACCCGCACGACCGGCACGACCAGACUGACCAGCACGACCAGACUGACCAGCACGACCCGCACGACCAGCACGCCGACGCCAACGGAGACGCCAGCGUGUCGUUCGCCAAGGCGCUGUACGAUUACUCGGGACAGACCGCAGACGAGUUGUCGUUCCCCGAAGGCGCCAUCAUCCGGAUCCUGAGCCGCGACACACACGAGGACGACGGCUUCUGGGAGGGAGAACUCAACGGCGUCGUGGGCGUGUUCCCCGCCGUGCUGGUCGAGGACCUGACCUCCAACGCCAACGCCAACGCCAACCGCCAACGCCGAGAACACAGACGGGCAGAAGGACGCCAGCGCUCAGGUCUGUCUGUCUCCCCCUCGUCGUCUCUGUGUGCGUCUGACUCGUCUCUUUGCCCUUUGGCCCCGGGACUCGUCCAGACGCUGACCGUGUCCUCGCCCACCGGCCGCCCCCCGUCCUACCACAACGGACACCACCACCACCGCCGAGCCUCGCCCGCGCACACGCCCGCGCCCGCGCACACGCCCGCCAGGAGCCCCUAUCACAGUCCGGUCCAGGGGUCAGUGCAGCCGCCCAAGUAUCCAGACUCUGGCUCCAUCCGACCUGUGCGCGCGGCCCCGCCCCCUCCGAAGCAGCACCCCCGCGGGCAGGUCAAGAGGAGGGAGGAGGUGGAGAUCACUCUGGUGUGA